AUGCAGUCAAUCACAGCAAGGAGCCGACCAGUCCUAAGGAGCGCUCAGCUCUGUCUCCGCUACCGCUAUGCGACCGACGCGCCCUCAUCGGCACCGCCGCUCCUCCUGAAGCUCCGCUCUGACCUGAAGACGGCCAUGAAGGCCAAAGACACCAACCGUCUUAAUGUGUUGCGCGGUCUGCUCGCCGAGGUCACCAAUGCCGCAAAGACCGCGCAACCCCUCGACUCGGACAUGAAGCUUCUUGGUCUGUUGCGCAAGCGUUCGUCGGCAGCCGCGCAAGCAGCCAAGGAAUUUUCAGACGCUGGAAGAGCAGACUUGACUGAGAAGGAAAAUGCCGCUAUCAAGGUGUUGGAAGAGUAUGCCGGCAGCGUCGAGACUGUCAGCGAGGACUACAUCAAGGAGGUUGUGCAGAGCACCAUCGACAGCAUCAAGGCCGAGGCCCAGGGUGCAAAGGUUGUCAUGGGCGAUGUGCUCAAGAAGUUGUUGGCUCCUGGUGGUGCCUUCGAAGGCAAGCCUGUCGAGAAAUCGCAGGUCGCAAAGGCCGUCAGACAAUUCUUGGACGCAAAGUAA
Molecule: messenger RNA, 570 nt
Organism: Aureobasidium melanogenum CBS 110374
Lineage: Eukaryota; Fungi; Ascomycota; Dothideomycetes; Dothideales; Saccotheciaceae
Product: GatB/YqeY domain-containing protein
Exons: 1
Coding region: 1-570 (189 amino acids)
Cellular component (GO): mitochondrion
Molecular function (GO): carbon-nitrogen ligase activity, with glutamine as amido-N-donor
Source: RefSeq, a predicted model, not a curated record